Zingiber officinale is the source of this 1501-nucleotide messenger RNA. RefSeq names its product KH domain-containing protein At5g56140-like. The coding region runs from base 172 to 1047 and encodes 291 amino acids. Gene Ontology annotation, molecular function: mRNA binding. Gene Ontology annotation, biological process: regulation of mRNA splicing, via spliceosome. NCBI's taxonomy places the organism in Eukaryota, Viridiplantae, Streptophyta, Magnoliopsida, Zingiberales, Zingiberaceae. The transcript is spliced from 7 exons. The record is from RefSeq and is a predicted model, not a curated record. Gene Ontology annotation, cellular component: nucleus.
CUUUUGCUUCCUCUUCCUCUCCCAUUCAUCGCCGCCUCCUCUUGCCUUCUUCGUCCGCGCCGAGCCGUUGCGAAAUCGAGGCCGCUCUGCUGUUGGGGAUCGAGAUCCUUCCACAAUCCUCCGGCCGAUCGUCGCGUCCUGCAGGAAUCCGGAGCCGAUCUCUCCGGAACGAUGGAUUCCGGCAGAUACAUGGCCUAUUCGCCCUCUCCCUCCACCGCCCCUCACUCGCCCCACAUCUCCGUCAUGCGCACGGCUGGCGGCGCCCUCGGCGAGCAGGAGAAGUAUCUAGCGGAAUUGUUUGCGGAGCAACAGAAGCUUAACCCAUUUGUGCAAGUGCUACCUCACAGUUACCACUUGCUUAGCCAGGAAAUUUUGCGUGUAACCACACUGUUGGAGAAUGCAUCUCUUUUAGAUCAAUCUGGUUUUGAACAUGGUAGCCCACUGAUCACUGGAGGAUUAUUUCCAAAUGGAGGCGUUGCUGACAUGAAUAGCUGGGCAUCAGCAUUUCAAUCUGAAAGAUUGGGAGCAUUACAACCUUCAACUAGGAGUGGUUGGGUUGGGCAACAAGGCAGCUCUUCUGGCCUUAUUGUAAAGAAAACAAUUAGGGUGGAUAUUCCUGUGGAUCAGUACCCCAAUUAUAACUUUGUUGGCCGACUCCUUGGUCCUAGAGGAAACUCUCUUAAGAGGCUUGAGGCUCUCACUGCUUGUCGUGUUCUAAUACGGGGGCGAGGCAGUAUUAAAGAUCCUGUUCGGGAGGAAAUGAUGCGAGGGAAACCAGGUUAUGAACAUCUCAAUGAGCCUCUUCACAUUCUCGUAGAAGCAGACUUGCCUGUCGAAAUUGUUGAUACCCGCCUAAUGCAAACCCGUGAAGCCCUCGAGGAGAUGCUGAAACCUGUGGACGAAUCAGUUGACUUCCUAAAGAAACAGCAGCUCCGAGAGCUAGCAAUACUCAACGGUACCCUCCGCGAUGAAGGCUCUCACACGUCGGGGUCGAUCUCCCCCUUCCAUGACAGCCUUGGCAUGAAGAGAGCUAAGACAAGAGGUUGAACUUUGAGAUGGAAAUUAGCUCUUCCCGCUGCCAAGGAUUGUCUUUGGUGGUCAUUGCAGCCAAAUUCUCCAUGAAGAAUCAAGUCAAAGUUGAAGUAAUUAAGCAUAUGAGCUUGCUGUGGACUACUAAGGAAUGCUGUGGCUCUAACUAGGGUUGUCUCAGAGUGUCGUAGUGCUGGAAAAGGGUGACGGUAAGGGUCUCUUUGUUUGGCUAUGCCGCCUAGUCAAGUUUGUGUGUGCCCUAUUUUAAGUGAAGUUUUGUGUGAUUACAGUUUUGAUAGCAAUGUGGGGAUGUGAGGUAUGUGUAGGGAAAUCAAAAGUGCCUUCUUAACAUUACUCAUUCGAGUUGGAAGGUUACUCUAGCACUAUUCGUUGGACAUAGAUUUUAUGGAGUCUCCCUCCGUAAGUGAUCUUAUGGAGGAUAUUUCAUCAGUAAAAUAUGGAUCUUGAAGUA